AUCAUCAUUUCAUUAUAAAUAGAGGUUGAUCUUAAGUUAAAUUUCUUCACACAACACACAUAGUUACAUACGUACAUUGAAAACAAAAUAGUGAUUUUCAUCAUGGCUAAUAAGUUUGCUUCCAUCAUCACUCUUAUCUUCGCUGCUCUUGUUCUCUUUGCUGCUUUUGAAGCACCAUCAAUGGUAGAAGCACAAAGAUUGUGUGAGAGAUCAAGUGGGACAUGGUCAGGAGUUUGCGGAAACAAUAAUGCUUGCAAGAAUCAGUGCAUUAACCUUGAGGGAGCGCGACAUGGAUCUUGCAACUAUGUUUUCCCAGCUCACAAGUGUAUCUGUUACUUCCCAUGUUAAUCUUCCAAAAGUAUUUGAUACUUAAACGUGUGUGUAUUUUACAGUGUUCAAGAAAACGGUAUAGGCGGCCGCUUAGGCGCUAGGCGCUCAUAGUUGAUGGCUGGUUUCUCCACCACAUAUUUGUUCUCUGUUAAUAUCUAAGUUGCUGCUUUGGCUUUGAGCUAAUGCUAUAUGCCUAAAUCGUUUACAUAGGUGGCGCUUAAUCUGA
Camelina sativa (false flax) is the source of this 556-nucleotide messenger RNA. RefSeq names its product defensin-like protein 1. NCBI's taxonomy places the organism in Eukaryota, Viridiplantae, Streptophyta, Magnoliopsida, Brassicales, Brassicaceae. Gene Ontology annotation, biological process: defense response. The record is from RefSeq and is a predicted model, not a curated record.